UCGAAAUUAUUGAUAAUGCAUUUGAUUCAAUGCUGCUCGUUCUGGUGCUCUACUUUGCCAUAAUAUUCUGCCUUCAAGGAUUUCUCAUAGUUGACGUUGUUAAUCGAAAGGGCCAAUUGUCAAUGAUUGAACUGCUUUGGUUCAUCGCAGCAAUAGUAUAUGUUUUGUUUAAUAUGUGCCUUUACUGUGUUGUUGGAGAAAUUCUUGUAACACAAUCUGAGAAAAUAUAUCAUGCUACCUACGAAUAUCCGUGGUAUAAUAAAGAAUCAAAAGUAGCGAAAAGCUUAAUGCUAAUUAUGCUUCGCGCGAGUAAACCACUUCAAAUUACAGCUGGAAAAACAUUCCCUAUGACAAUGCCAAUGUUUUGCAACGUAAGUUAUGUGCAGUAAACAUGAAUUUUGUUUUUCGACUUAUUGGAAAUUCUAUUCUUCAUCAACAAAAAUUAUUUCACUUACAUAUUAUGUAGCACCAUAAUUAAAUGAGCAGUGGAAAUUUACACCAUGAGCUUUCCAAAUUGAGUUUAUAUUUU
Harpegnathos saltator (Jerdon's jumping ant) is the source of this 529-nucleotide messenger RNA. Its product is annotated as odorant receptor 43a-like. NCBI's taxonomy places the organism in Eukaryota, Metazoa, Arthropoda, Insecta, Hymenoptera, Formicidae. The transcript has 3 exons. The record is from RefSeq and is a predicted model, not a curated record. Gene Ontology annotation, biological process: detection of chemical stimulus involved in sensory perception of smell; sensory perception of smell. Gene Ontology annotation, cellular component: plasma membrane. The coding region runs from base 30 to 389 and encodes 119 amino acids. Gene Ontology annotation, molecular function: olfactory receptor activity; odorant binding.